CGGCUGACUGAGGCCGUGCGCUACGUACAGAACGCAGCAUUCGUUUCCGUCGAUCGGUGCUUAUCGGUUCAGUUGUCAUCUUGAUCCUGUGUGAAAACGUUUCAGCGAACGGCAUCGUAAGCCCUUUUGAAGAUGGAUCCUGCGGUGUGGCUAGCUGUUAUCAUCGCUCAGCUAUCAGGGUAUUUUACCGGAGCAUACGGUGGGGGCAACUACACCUAUGAAAUCAAAACAAUCGACGUUCCGGUCGACCAUUUUUCCUUCACCAGCGAUGCAACGUUCAAGCUGCGCUAUCUCAUCAACGACACGUUCGCCCAAGGCACUGGCCCCGACAGUCCGAUCCUGUUCUACGCCGGCAAUGAGGGAGACAUCGAACUGUUUGCCCAGAACACCGGUUUCAUGUGGGAGCUGGCACCCAAGUUCCGGGCGACGCUGCUGUUCGCCGAACAUCGGUACUAUGGUCACUCCCUUCCCUUCGGCAACCAGUCGUAUGAGUCACCGAAGAACCUUGGCUACCUCACUUCCGAGCAGGCGCUGGCCGAUUACGCGCUGCUCCUACGCACGCUAAACGCCGGCAAUGGCACGAACCGGGCACGGCCGGUAAUCGCGUUCGGCGGCUCGUACGGUGGUAUGCUGGCUGCGUGGUUCCGCAUCAAGUAUCCGCAUCUGGUCGCCGGUGCGAUUGCCGCGUCGGCCCCGGUGCGCCAGUUUCAGGAUGUCACGCCGUGCGGUAUUUUCAACCAGAUCUUGACCUCGGUGUAUCAUACGGCCUACACGCCCGAGUGCACCACCAACAUACGCCACUCGUGGACGGUGCUGCAGAAUUACUCGACCAGCGCGGACGGAUUGCGCGUGCUGAACGAAAAGUUUCACUUCUGCACCAACCUCACGAAAGCGACGGACGUGACGGAAACCUUCUUCGACUACCUCACCGACGUGUACGGUAACCUGGCAAUGAUCAACUACCCGUACGAGUCAAACUUUCUCGCACCCGUGCCGGCCUAUCCGGUGCGGGAGUUCUGUGGUCGGCUGGCUCAAAACUACACCGGUGUCGAGUUGCUCGAUCAUCUCGAAUCUGCACUAACCAUCUACUCGAACUUUGAUGGCAAGGCCAAAUGCCUGAACAUCAACUCGUCCUACGACGGCAGUGGCAUUGGCGAUCUCGGCUGGGACUUCCAGGCAUGCACGGAAAUGAUAAUGCCCAUGUGCACGGACGGUGUUCACGAUAUGUUUCCUGCAAAAGCCUGGAACCUGCAAGAAUAUUCAGACAAGUGCUUCAAGAAGUAUGGCGUCCAUCCACGGCCACACAGCGCACUUGUGAACUACGGUGGUGAAUUUCUCGAAAGCAGCAUCACGAACAUCGUCUUCAGUAAUGGACUGCUGGAUCCAUGGUCCGGUGGUGGUGUGUUGCGAUCGACCAACGCAAAGAUAAAAAUCGUUCUCAUUCCCGAAGGGGCUCAUCACAUCGAUCUGCGUGCCUCCAAUCCGAACGACCCGGAAACGGUUGUUCGCGCUCGUGCCACGCACACCCAAAGCAUACGUGAAUGGAUCGAUGAGUACCGGAAGCAGAAGAAGGUUUACUAA
This is a messenger RNA of Anopheles coustani, 1581 nucleotides long. Its product is annotated as lysosomal Pro-X carboxypeptidase. The record is from RefSeq and is a predicted model, not a curated record. Gene Ontology annotation, biological process: proteolysis. Gene Ontology annotation, molecular function: dipeptidyl-peptidase activity; serine-type exopeptidase activity. The transcript is spliced from 4 exons. NCBI's taxonomy places the organism in Eukaryota, Metazoa, Arthropoda, Insecta, Diptera, Culicidae. Bases 133 to 1581 code for a protein of 482 amino acids.